UCCAGCCAAUCGCCAAUGGCUGUUUGCCUUCAAAUUCAAACUGGCCAAUGGUCGUGAGGUACUCCUGUCCAAUAGCGUUUCUACUUUGUGGUCACGUGAGGCAUCGGGUUUGACAGACAACAUUUUCUGCCAAUGUCCUUCAGCAGUAGCUGGCUGUUCGGCGCUCCAGAGCGAAUAGCAGUGUGCUGAGGUUAAUCCUAAACUGUUCACAGUGCCGUGGCGCUGGAGCUUUCAGCAUGGCUCUUUCUCAGACCAUCGAUGAUUCUCCGAAUUGGAGAAUUCAUAGGCACCCACCGGACUGCGAGCUCGCCGCUGUUUAUAAUGAGCAGCACCGACUGGCUCUAGAGGCUCUGGUGUCCGGGGGCCCAGAGUCCUUCGUGGAGUUCUUGCGGAGAGAGCGACUGCCCUGCUUUCUUUCCGCCGCAGAGCUCAGGGGGAUUUUGGCCGCUGCAGCUCCACCUGCCUGCCCCCUGGCUCUGGAGGAAUCGGGUUCGGAGCAGAGCGCCGCAGUCGACGGAUCGUCCCUCACAUACUUCCCUGAGGUGUCGGAUGUGGAGCCCCCGCUACUAGAGCUUGGCUGGCCCGCCUUCACAACCGGGUCGUUUCGUGGUGUGACUCGGGCAGUAGCGCACUUCCAGCCCGCUUACGGAGACUCCAUCUAUCGCUGCAAAGAAGCGGUCCGGAGGAUGAUCCGCAGCGCCAAGGAGGUAAUUGCCAUAGUAACAGACUCUCUGACAGAUUUGGAUAUUUUCCAUGACCUGCAGGAGGCAUCUUUGCGCCAGGUGCCUGUUUACAUUGUGCUGGAUCAGUCAUCCCUCUCAGAAUUCCUGCAAAUGUGCAAAAGCCUUCAUGUGCGUUUGACUGAGCUCCGGCAUAUGAGGGUGCGGACCAUAACUGGCUCGACUUACUACCUGAGGUCAGGUGCACGGAUCGCUGGGAAGGUUCAUGAGCGCUUCAUGUUGAUUGAUGGAAACAGAGUGGCUACAGGCUCCUACAGGUUCAACUGGACUGAUGGUAAACUGAACAGCAGUAACCUGAUUGAGCUUUCUGGCCAGAUAACAGAGAGCUUUGAUGAAGAGUUCAGAAUCCUGUACGCUCAGUCCCUCCCAGUGAACACCAAUGCACCUUCUACUAUCAGAAACGGUGGAAUCUAUGACCACCUGCUGCCCAAACCCCUAGGAACUCCAUGGGGCAGGCCAGCCAGCCUGGUGCCAGCAUGUCUCACAAGCACACCCAACACAGCCCACAUCCAGCAGAGCAGACAGAUUCAACAAGACAAGGAGAGUGACGGUAGGAAAAGCUCUCCAGUGUCUGACAGUUCCACUCUCGGAGAGGACUGGUUGGAGCAGGAACUCCAACAGGACAUUAUUGCUUCUGAAGAACCUCCAGGUUUAUCUCCUCUGAAAGCAGAGAAGGUUGAAAGCCCAAUUAGCUGUCAUUCUGUUGGAGUUAUGACUUUUUCAAAUGCCCAAAUCUGCCACAUUUCCACACAAACUAGCCCAACAGCACACUGCACAGUUCAGACAGAAAUGCACCUCUCCCCUCCAUCCUCAAGCUCCUCUUCCAGCCCAAGGUCCUCCUCCACCACAAGCCCUUCCCCAUCGAGGGAUGGCCCUGCCCCCCAGAUGGUAAACCUCUGCCCCCCAAUUGAAGGCAGUAAUCUUAGAGAGAGUUUCUGCAGACUGGCCAAAGAGCGGCAGCUCCACUACACCACCAUCCGCUCCAAACUGGAGCACAUGAUGCUGCUGUUGGCCCACAGGUGUGAGCCGGUAGACGUGGGUUUAUCCCUUGGCUCCAGCCUACACAAGGCCUACAGGGGCUCUGCCCACCCAGCAGUAGAGGGAGCAUUUAUGGGAACGUGGCCAAGAGCAAGGGGUCUGCAGUGAAGGUUGGGGGAAGGGUAGACAUGGUUUUAGUACCUCAGUUUUAAUACAUUUACACAACCAAGAAAGGCUUUAUAGUAAAUAGGCCUGUAGACAUUAGUUAUCAAAGUUAAAUAGUUGUUGACUGUCUCGAUUAUGGAUAAAAGCUUUACUUUAUAAACAAAAAACACAUUAUAAUUCUGUAUAGUGUUCAUAUGAUUUAUAUGAUCAUUAUGGCAGAUUGACAUACUACAGUGAGCUGGGGGGGGGGUGGCCUCUAUAAAAAGACAUCUCUUGACGCAUGAAUAUAUUAAAAAUAUAUAUAUUUUUGCACUUCCCCACCUAAAAUUACAACCCAGAUCGACCAAAAUCUAAAAAAUAAAACUGGCUGAUUAAUAAUUGCCUGAUUUAAGCCAUUUUUGCCUGGUUCCAGUUAUGCAUCUCUAAUAACAAUUUAGCUAUAAUUAAGUUAUUUUGUGAAUUAUUGAGGUGGUCCUAUUAUGAGUGCUCUGUGUUCCUAUUAAUUAUUUGACUAAUAAUUAAACUGCAAAGACAGUGACUGCUCUACCUAUCUAAUGUUAGCUGUUCACCCGCCUAUGAUUGUCAUGAUGAGCAGUGGUUUGUACUCCAA
This is a messenger RNA of Pygocentrus nattereri (red-bellied piranha), 2493 nucleotides long. It is a transcript of the gene sack1d, whose product is annotated as family with sequence similarity 83 member D. The record is from RefSeq and is a predicted model, not a curated record. NCBI's taxonomy places the organism in Eukaryota, Metazoa, Chordata, Actinopteri, Characiformes, Serrasalmidae. Gene Ontology annotation, biological process: positive regulation of cell cycle G1/S phase transition; regulation of ERK1 and ERK2 cascade; regulation of TOR signaling. The transcript is spliced from 4 exons. The coding region runs from base 237 to 1886 and encodes 549 amino acids. Gene Ontology annotation, cellular component: mitotic spindle pole; cytosol.